Psammomys obesus (fat sand rat) is the source of this 1344-nucleotide messenger RNA. RefSeq lists its product as uncharacterized. NCBI's taxonomy places the organism in Eukaryota, Metazoa, Chordata, Mammalia, Rodentia, Muridae. The transcript has 5 exons. The coding region runs from base 1 to 1344 and encodes 447 amino acids. The record is from RefSeq and is a predicted model, not a curated record.
AUGGACCAGAACUCCUCUGGUCUCCAGAGCAAGGAGACAGCAGCUCCCCACAGCUUACAAAAUGAAACUCAAGACUCUAUGAAAGUGACUUCGAGCCUCCCAGAUGCCACCCAAGGUCACCAAGUCGACAUUCAAGCACCUGUGCCCAUUAUCCACACUCGGGGACGCAGCAUCCAAGAACCGUCAGUAUUCACACCUAUGAUCCGAAGGGUCAGCAUCCAAGAACCACCAGCGUCUAUGUUUCUUCCUCACAAGUUCAGCACCCAGAUUUCUUCCUCACCCAUCAUUCUCCCAAGAAGGAUCAGUACUCCUGAGAGCUUUUCUCAAAGUAUCCAGUCCAAUACACAAGACAUACAAUCUGUUGCCUACAAUCGCUGGCUCAGCUCCAGAGCGUCCACUUCCUUUUACUGUCCUCGCAGACUCGACGUCCUAAGCUCUCAUACACUGUGCAGUGUCCAGUCAGUAAUCCAGAACUUCCAAACCGACACUGAGAGCCAUCCUUCUCUGAUCCAUUCACAAAAUCUCAACAGAAAACGAACCCGACCCAGUGUGGAUGUCCCCACGUCCCUAACCUACAGCCCAGAGGCCAGCAUCAGAAGCUUUGAGUCCUUUAUCUGGGAGUCUACGGAGAGUCUGAAGGAGCUUUCACAUGACUCUCUGUCCAAUCCGAGUAGUCUAAGCAGCAGACACAAGCUGCCAAGCACUUCUACUGAAAUAACCCUUAGCAGCCUUCAGCGCAGACGCUGGUCACUGUUUCCCAUGGGCUGGAGGCUGUUGCUCGAAGCCAAGAAGAUCAGCAGGUACCUUAGCCUGGUGCUGACUGUGGCCGGCAUGGUGAUGCUCACCUCCAUUGCCUUGUGGCAGCCCUGGAUCCACUUCCAAGUGCCUCUAGUGGCCCCAGGGGACCCCACUGGCCCCAAGACCAUCCCCAUUGAUACCAUCUUUUUCAUGCGCUGCCCUGACAUCUCCUGCAUGAAUGAAUACGAUAAGAAUGCUUACUUGCUGGACCUGGCUUGGGCCUGCCUCCUUGUCUCCGGCAUCACGAGCUUCUGUGUGUGCAUGGGUCUCAUCAGCACUAUAUUCUUCCCCGGCACCAACCUGCCCUUGAUGGACUUCUCUCUCUUCAUCUGCAGCCUCACGACAGGGACCAGCAUCAUUCUAGGGGUCCUGUUCUACCUGAUGCAAGCACGAAAGUUCCUACAGGAAGGCAUGACCUACACGCUGGGGAGCAGUUUCUACUUGGCCUGGAUCAAUGUCUUCUUAUUCUCCAUGACUGGUCUCUUCUCCUACCUGAACUACAUGAACUUCUGGUCCAUCCUGAGACUCCAAGCCAUGUGGUCUUAG